AAAAUCCAAGAGGGCAUUGUUUGUCUUCUGCACAAUGACGUAUGAGGAAACGGUCCUGCACGAAACAGCUGAUUUGUGUUCCUCACUCCCCUGUUGGUGCUUGGUGUUCCUCCCAUUUGGACCCAGCCAGAGCAGGUGCAUCUGGCCUAUCCAGGAGAGCCAGGUUCCAUGGUAGUAACCUGGACCACCUUCAGUAAGACAGAGAGCAAGGUGGAGUAUGGCAUUCUUGGGGGUCAGUUCUUUGAGAUGACCACCAAAGGCAACACUACUCUGUUUGUAGACUCAGGAGAAGAGAAGAGGAAGCUGUACAUUCACAGAGUUAUUCUCACAGGCCUUAAACCUGCUGUUAAUUAUGUCUACCACUGUGGCAGCGAUGAGGGCUGGAGUGAUGUGUUCUACUUCACAGCUCUGAAUGACAGCACUAGUUUCAGUCCCAGAUUUGCCUUGUAUGGUGACCUAGGAAAUGAAAACCCUCAGUCUCUGGCUCGACUGCAAAAAGACACCCAGCUUGGCAUGUAUGAUGUCAUCCUGCACAUAGGGGACUUUGCCUACGACAUGCAUGAGGACAAUGCCAGGAUUGGGGACGAGUUCAUGAGGCAGAUUCAGUCCAUUGCAGCCUAUGUGCCCUACAUGACCUGCCCAGGCAACCAUGAAGCUACAUACAACUUUUCCAACUACAGGAAUCGAUUUAGCAUGCCAGGCCAGACUGAGAGCUUAUGGUACAGCUGGAACCUGGGGUCAGCGCACAUCAUCUCCCUCUCCACUGAGGUUUAUUUCUAUCUUGAAUUUGGCCUGGAGCUCCUCUUCAAGCAGUAUGAGUGGCUGAAGAAAGACCUGGAGGAGGCCAACAAGCCUGAGAACAGAGCUGUGCGUCCAUGGAUCAUUACCAUGGGACACAGACCCAUGUACUGCUCCGAUGACGACCAGGAUGACUGUACCAAGUUUGACUCCUAUGUCCGACUGGGACGAAAAGACACCAAACCACCAGCUCCUGGUCUAGAGGAUCUAUUUUACCGCUAUGGAGUGGAUCUGGAGCUGUGGGCACACGAGCACACAUAUGAGAGGCUUUGGCCCGUCUAUGCUGAUAAGGUGUACAAUGGGAGCAAAGAGCAGCCUUAUGUGAACCCCAAGGCUCCAGUACAUAUCGUCACAGGCUCUGCUGGCUGCAGAGAGAAGACUGACAGCUUCAAUCCAAACCCCAAAGAGUGGAGUGCUUUCCGCAGCACAGACUAUGGCUACACCCGCAUGAAAGUGUUCAACACUACCCAUAUUUACUUGGAGCAGAUCUCUGAUGACCAGUAUGGCAAGGUGAUUGACAGCAUAUGGGUGGUGAAGGAAAAACAUGGCUUCUCAGCCUGGUUUUGAAGACUGCCAUCCUUAAAAUCAACAGUCUGCUUAGGAAAUGCACUUUAAAAAGAAAGAUUUUUCCUCCAUCACACCAACCAUGCACUGAUAGUAAAGUUUUCAUUCCUGUCACUUCAGCUUCUCAAAUUAAGUGCUAGUGAAUCUUCUGAUUUCAGAUAUUUUCCAGUGUUUUAUCCACUUGGACGACCAUUACUGUAUAUUGAUGAUCAUCUACUGAAAAUGUAUAUAAUGUAACUAGUUUGCUGUGAGGUGCUCUACUACACAAUGUUCUCUAAACAGGGCAUCAGAUUUUGUUUUAGAUUUGAAUAAACUGCAUUUUUAUGCACA
Messenger RNA from Monopterus albus (swamp eel), 1692 nucleotides. It is a transcript of the gene acp7, whose product is annotated as acid phosphatase 7, tartrate resistant (putative). Bases 169 to 1365 code for a protein of 398 amino acids. Gene Ontology annotation, molecular function: acid phosphatase activity; metal ion binding. Lineage: Eukaryota; Metazoa; Chordata; Actinopteri; Synbranchiformes; Synbranchidae. The transcript has 14 exons. The record is from RefSeq and is a predicted model, not a curated record.